AGAGCGCACCCAGCCGGCGCCGCGCAGCACUGGGACCCUGCUCGCCCUGCAGCCCAGCCAGCCUACACCGCAUCCGCCUGCUGGUCUGCCCGCCGACCUGCGCGCCCUUGCUGCCGCCUGUCUGCGCCCCUCGACCCCAGCGGCACCAUGCAUCUCUCCCAGCUGCUGGCCUGCGCCCUGCUGCUCACGCUGCUCUCACUCCGGCCCUCCGAAGCCAAGCCCGGGGCGCCGCCGAAGGUCCCGCGAACCCCGCCGGGAGAGGAGCUGGCCGAGCCGCAGGCUGCGGGCGGCGGUCAGAAGAAGGGCGACAAGGCUCCCGGGGGCGGGGGCGCCAACCUCAAGGGCGACCGGUCGCGACUGCUCCGGGACCUGCGCGUGGACACCAAGUCGCGGGCAGCGUGGGCCCGCCUUCUGCAAGAGCACCCCAACGCGCGCAAAUACAAAGGAGCCAACAAGAAGGGCUUGUCCAAGGGCUGCUUCGGCCUCAAGCUGGACCGAAUCGGCUCCAUGAGCGGCCUGGGAUGUUAGUGCGGCGCCCCCUGGCGGCGGAUUGGGAACUGGCUCCGUUGUGCUGAGGUCAUCUUUGGUCAUCAGCCUCCAGCAUCUGGAAACACCUCCAACGCAAUGUGGCUUUUACAUUUCUUUCUUUCUUUCUCUUUUUUUCCUGGUACUGGGAAUACACAACACCAGCUGUUUUAUUAUUAUUUGGGGAGGGGGUUGUGAUUUUAUUGUUUUUUUAAAUGAAAAAUAAAAAGUUAUAUAUUAUAUAUAUAUUAUAUACGUGAAACACACACACCUACACCGACUUGAUGACAAGGGACAGUUUUUAAGAGACUGACAGAACCAGCUGUAAAACAUUGCUGUUUGUAAAUUCAUGUCAUGCAUAAAUGUAUUUAUGUUGUAAAGCUAUUUAUAUUGUUUAUAAAGAGAUAUUUAUAAAAAUUUUAUUUAUGUAACUAAAUGAAAGAAGUCAAUCAUUGUAAUGUUUUUGUCCUAACUAGUUAAAAAAAUGUAAAAAAAAAAAAAAAGUCAUUCCAUGAAUAUCUUGAAAA
Molecule: messenger RNA, 1052 nt
Organism: Pongo pygmaeus (Bornean orangutan)
Lineage: Eukaryota; Metazoa; Chordata; Mammalia; Primates; Hominidae
Gene: NPPC
Product: natriuretic peptide C
Exons: 3
Coding region: 148-528 (126 amino acids)
Biological process (GO): cGMP biosynthetic process; receptor guanylyl cyclase signaling pathway
Cellular component (GO): extracellular region
Molecular function (GO): hormone activity
Source: RefSeq, a predicted model, not a curated record